Hippocampus comes (tiger tail seahorse) is the source of this 2528-nucleotide messenger RNA. RefSeq names its product apolipoprotein L (gene apol). Gene Ontology annotation, molecular function: lipid binding. The record is from RefSeq and is a predicted model, not a curated record. The transcript has 4 exons. Gene Ontology annotation, biological process: lipoprotein metabolic process; lipid transport. Bases 169 to 1791 code for a protein of 540 amino acids. Gene Ontology annotation, cellular component: membrane; extracellular region. Lineage: Eukaryota; Metazoa; Chordata; Actinopteri; Syngnathiformes; Syngnathidae.
AGGCGGCGUGAGGAGGGAGAAGAAACAGUUGGAAGUGGGCGUGGCUCCAACUGGCAGCAAGGAUCAUCAAACAGGAGCUGCAGGUUUUGCUCAGUCAGUGUUAGCAGAGGAUCCAGAGUGAAUCCCCCAAAACGUUUGCACACUCUGGAUCCACUUCAUGACAGGAACAUGCACGAAGCCAGGAAUGCUCUGAAGGAGGCCUUAACCUGCUACGCCUCGGCCACCCUGUGUGACAUGUCGACGGUGAGUCACUUCUGCAAAGGUAUGUCCGAGUGGCGGCUGCAACGCGACAACGAAAUCAACACCAUCAAAGACAUCAUCAUCCGAGCAGAACUGAAGCUGGGCAGGAACAUCCUGAUGUACGUGAAGAACAAGAUGGCUGCGGAGAACAGGCAAACUGCGCUAGAGGCGGGACUAGCAGCAGUACUAAAGGACAUCUUGCUCGGCUUAGAAGAACUGGAAGUCUUCGUGAUGGCGCUGGAGAGGCUAGCCACCACUUCAUUGCUCGUUUUCCGGGACGAGGUGGUGAAACUUCCACAGGGGCUUGGCUGCUGGGAUGUGGCAGUCGCCGUGGCCUCGGCACGUCGGGCUUGCCCCCUUGCCGCUGAGUUGAAGCAAGACGCCAAAGUCGUCUUCUUGCCCAGGCUGGACAACGCAGCCGUGCUGGCACACCUUCUCGACAAACAUGUGCAGACCGCACAGCAAAUGUGCCUCCUGAUGGACAAAAGCAAGGUCAACGUGGUCCCCAAAACUGGGUUGGACGUGCGAGUAGAGCUCCCUAUGGAUUUAUCUUCAGAGGACACACAGAGGAUGUUUGGCCACAUUCAAAAGUGUGACCAGAUCAGGAAUGAUGCAGACUUCCGGCUGGUGUUCCUGCUACAGGAGGACGUGUGUCACCGCUUCCUGGCUGUGUUCAGCCAGCGUCGGCCCAGGAUGCUCGAGCUCCUGGACCAGUUGGACCAGAACAUCGAGGAGCUAGUCUGGAAGAACAAAGCGGUGAAGAUUUCCAGUGUGGCGAGUAGCUCAGUGGGUGUGGUGAGCGGUGCGCUGUCAAUUGCUGGGCUGGCGCUCAUACCCCUCACAGCUGGAACCUCGCUGUCUCUUAGUAUGACCGGACUGGGUCUCGGUCUCGCCAGCUGGGCUAAUUGUGCCAUCACCUCCAUCGUGGACUACAAACUGGAGCAGAAGUCAAUGAAGAAGAUCAGUGAGGUGACUGAGAACUUCAUCGAGGACGCACAGUGUCUGGACGAUAUCGCCAGCGAGACUCGGCAACUGGACGCCGCUGUCAGUGAAGUUCUCUGCGAGUUGCCGGAGGUUAGCAAAGUCGGAUCGGCCGCAGACGCCAACUCUACCGUGAAGACUACGAAACGCAGCAAGGAGGUGGCCACCAGGGUGGGCAAGGUGGUGGCAGUAGGUGGGAAAGCGCUUCGGAACGUCCACAGGGCCGUGGCCGACGUCCGCAACAUGGGCAACACGGCCCUCAAGGGAUCUGUGGCUGUGUCCCGCACGGCCAGAGCCGGACUCAUUCCGUUGAAUGGAAUUUUUAUCGGCAUUGAUAUAAUCAUCAUCUGCACGAACAGUGUCGCUCUGUCCAAAGGGUGUGAAACCAAAGUGUCACGCUUCCUCAGAGCCAGGAGUGCUCUGUGGCGGGCAGAGAUGGAAUGUUGGCAGAGGAUGCAUGACUCGUUGACGCGGGGACUGGCAACCUUUGAGGGAAACUGGGCCGUCCUCGAGGUGCCGUUUUACCGUGACGACAAACAGAACGAAAAGCAACGUUGCAUCACUCAGUAGCACCUAGAAAACGCGAUCAAUUUCCCAUAGCUGAGCUAAACACACCUAGAUGAGGUGUUUAGCAGACUAUUGAAGCUAAUGUAGUAUGGAUACAUUCUGUAAGUGCUACACAGUUCGUCUACGAAUAAACUGUUCAACCUGGUAGAAGUCUGAGGGAUUUUUAAAAAUGUCAUUUCUGACAGAAUUAGCGUGGGAAGUCAACAUUGAAAUAGAAAGGGGACGGUGUUCCUUCACAAACCGGGCUGUCAUCGAGACGCCGUUUUAGAAUGACGACAAAAAAGCAAUGCUUCAGUAGUACCCAGAAAGCGUUCAAGCCAACCACAUUGGGUUGAAUGAAAUCAGACAUAACUUGUCAAAGCCAAGCUAAGACACCUGAACGUGCUGCAUAGCCUAUUAGCAUAGAAAAUCGGAUAUGCAUGUGCUCCACAGUGCCUCCACCAAGAAGUUGGGUAAACCAAGAAGACCGAAGUCAGUCUUUGUCUCAAAUCACAUGGCAUGAAUGUCUCCGCAAACCCAAACACACAGUCACGAAGACUGAUUUUAAGCCCUUGUAUGGCUUUAAAAAAAAAGUUCAUGAUGACUACAGACUACUGGAACCGAUUAUUACUAUUAUUUUCAAGGGGGAAAGCUGAUACUGUACUAACAAAUCAAUUGUUUCUUGUGAGAGGCUAAAAAUGAGCAAAGCUAACUUUUUCAGCAACCAGUUCAGGGUGUCCCCCGCCAACUGCCCAACGACG